This is a messenger RNA of Acanthochromis polyacanthus (spiny chromis), 2195 nucleotides long. It is a transcript of the gene gab3, whose product is annotated as GRB2 associated binding protein 3. Lineage: Eukaryota; Metazoa; Chordata; Actinopteri; Pomacentridae. The transcript is spliced from 10 exons. Bases 44 to 1810 code for a protein of 588 amino acids. The record is from RefSeq and is a predicted model, not a curated record.
UCCUCCUUUUGGACUGGCUGAGCUGAAUACCAGAACACAGGAUAUGCUUCACACUGCUCUCAGUUCCACAGCAGCAGCGGCAGCAGCAGCAGCAGCAGUAGCGGCGGCCGUGAGGACGACACGCUCUGCAGUCAAGAUGAGUGCUGGGGAUGUGGUCUGCACGGGCUGGCUCAUUAAAUCCCCUCCGGAGAAAAAACUAAAGAGAUUUGCCUGGAGAAAACGCUGGUUUGUGCUUCGAAGGGGUCGCAUGAGCGGUAAUCCUGAUGUGCUGGAAUACUACCAAAGCAAGAACUCCAAAAAGCCAAUACGCACUAUUGACCUGAAGGAGUGUGAGGUCGAAAUGCUGAACGGACAGCUUCGGAUAAAGCGAGACUUCCAUGGGAAGCACCUCUUUGUGGUGAAGACCUCAUCCCGAAUUUUUUACCUGGUCGCCAAAACUGAGGAGGAGAUGAACAGCUGGAUCAGUAGCAUCAGUCAGAUUUGCCAGUUUGGGAGCCUGGAGGAUCAUGAGAGCUCAGAAGAAGGCUUUCCUCACACUCCCACCUCCCUCCAGCUGCCACCUGACAGCCCUGACCGAGCGUCUGUAGCAAGUCAACCAGAUUCCAGUUAUCCGCUGGACUACCUCUUUCUCUCGCAGUGUGAGACGGGGAGCGUGAGCACUAGUAGACAUGACAGCUUUUCAAACUCUGACAUCUCUCUGGAGCAGAAGUCAUCAGACGAUGCUGUCAAGGACAUUUGCACUGACUGCUCUUCAUCCUCCAUCUCUCAUCCCAGUCCCAGUCCGUGUCUUUUCCCCAGCGGGAGGUUGACUAACCCUCCCUUCAGCGCUCCAUGCAUCUCUAUAGCUCUACCAUCAUCCUCUUCCUCUCCACUGCAUCACUGCGCCACAAGUGUCUUCCAGUUUGACAAACCCUAUUCUUCCGCGUCAUUUGAGGCAACGGGCGAUAAACAAACACCUCCUCCGCUGCCACCCAAGCCUAAUCACCUGUCAGAGCAGCUAAGUGAUGAAGGAGCUCAGAGGCCGAGGGCAAUGAGUACGCUGCAUUUCUCAAGCAAUGGCACAUUAUUUUCCCGGAGGACCUCUUUGUCGAGCCUGGACCAUAUCAGAAUAGGUAAAUCCUCAGUGUGUGAUGCUGAUAGCAGACUGAUAAUGACCAGGAGGCAAAGUGUUAAUUUGCCUUGUUUAAAUAUCACACAAGUUCAAAGCUACCAGGAUGAGUCAUAUGUCCCCAUGGCGUCCCCGUCUCCUGUCCUUGCUACUGUUGAAUGUGAUGGUUACAUCCCCAUGAGCCCCAUGGCAUUCAGCUUCCUCAACCCAAACUGCAGCGUGGAGUCGUCCCCAUCGCUCAGCCAGCUCAUGUGCUCACCUGGAGAUCUUGCACCGCCUCCGAUUCACCGGCACCUUAAGCCUCAUCUGAGGAGACAUCGACCUCCACCUCUUGACUUGAGAGGCCUUUCUACGAUCACAGAAUGUCCCACUCAUCUCCCUUUGAGCAGGGCAAUGACCGAAUCGUGCUUUUCAAAGAACUGUUUACCUCUCGAAAGCAGACUUGAAAAUGGGGACAAAUCAAGAGAUGAAGGCACAACCUCCUCCACAAUGGAAUCAACGCAAGAAGCUCGGGGGAGAAGCUCACACCUAGACUAUUUAUCGCUAGAUUUCAACUAUGCAUCCCCCUCGCCUGUGCAGAAGCAGAAGCCGUUCCUGUCUGAUGAGCACAGAGUGGAUUAUGUGCAGGUGGAUGAGGAGAAGACUCGGGCACUUCUAAGCACCAAAAUGGCAUGGACAGAUGUCCGGCAGUCAAAAACAUGACCGGAAGAUUCACAAUGGAAAAAAUAAAACAAAAAUCAGGAAUACUCACUCGACCACAAAAGGACCAAUAGUAAAACCAGCAAAUAGGCUUUACUUUGAAAAACAGUACUGAAAUACAUAUAUCAGAGUAAUUAAAGGUCAAUGCUCCUUCAGAAGAGGAAACACAAAAUUGCACUGUUAAACUAAGGUAACUCUCUGUAGAGGGGAACUGUAAAUACUGCCUGAUCAUGCACUGUUCACAGUCAUUAUUGUAGCAAAAGGAUUAACCAAAUCUUGAAAAUGGCUUCAUGUUGCUUCACUGUAAAAAAUACUUUGUUGUAAAUGUAUGUAUAAAAUAUGACUGUGAAGAAGAUUUUUUUAAAUGAUAAAGUGUCUUUUUAAAAUA